Molecule: messenger RNA, 509 nt
Organism: Manis javanica (Malayan pangolin)
Lineage: Eukaryota; Metazoa; Chordata; Mammalia; Pholidota; Manidae
Source: RefSeq, a predicted model, not a curated record
CACCUGGCCUCUGAGCGGAAACCUCGCCCCUGGCAACAAAGGCAGCCGCGCGCCCGCCGCACGUUUGCAACUCAAAAAUGCAGUCCCAACAGUACCUGCAGCAGCGUCAAAAGUUUGCGGCUGCCGUCCUGGCAUUCAUUUUCAUUUUGGCAACUGUGGAGACUGCUGAAGCAGGGAAGAAAGAGAAGCCAGAAAAAAAAGUGAAGAAGUCUGACUGUGGAGAAUGGCAGUGGAGCGUGUGUGUGCCCAGCAGUUGGGAUUGCGGGCUGGGCACCCGGGAGGGCACCCGGACUGGAGCUGAGUGCAAACAAACCAUGAAGACCCAGAGGUGUAAGAUCCCUUGCAACUGGAAAAAGCAAUUUGGUGCUGAGUGCAAAUACCAGUUCCAGGCCUGGGGAGAAUGUGACCUCAACACCGCCUUGAAGACCAGAACUGGAAGUCUGAAGCGAGCCCUCCACAACGCUGACUGCCAGAAGACAGUCACCAUUUCCAAGCCCUGAGGCAAACUG